This is a messenger RNA of Caenorhabditis angaria, 473 nucleotides long. Lineage: Eukaryota; Metazoa; Nematoda; Chromadorea; Rhabditida; Rhabditidae. The record is from the annotation of a GenBank genome assembly.
AUGACCAAGUGUAUUCUAUUUUUCACGGUUUUCUAUCUGUCAGUUGUUUCUAUUCUGGCCGACAUUGCAAUUGAUAUACCGGAAUUGACGUUCAUAGCUGGUGGAAAUGCCUAUUUUCGUAUUGGGGAUGCAAAAGAAUUCAAACGAGAUAUUGAAGCACUCAAAGUUCAUCAAGUUUAUCGAGUUUGUGAUGGGAAGAAUGAGAAGAUUUGUGGUUAUUGGGAGAGUUUGGAGGUUGGUUAGCCUACAAAUUUGAUUUAAAAAAAUUUUUCAAACGUGAAGAAGGAGAGACUUUGGAACAAGAUGUUCGUUUUCAGAACAAGCAAAAAGCGGCAAAGGCUCCAGUAACCACAAAAAUUGGCGAUAAUUUGGUUCUUCAAAAUGUCACAGUAGCUGAUUCUGGAAACUACAGUAACGAUGGCGGUGCUAUUUAUUUUGUUCGUGUUGUAGAGAUGCCAACAUCAAAUGAUUGA